GUAGUUAUUCAAAAGUCAGAAUUAAAGUAAGUGAUUCACUUGCAACUUGUAGAAGAGAAAAAAGGAAGGAAGAAAGGAAGACAUACCAAGACCCAGAGAAAUGGAACGAACUGAUGAUUAUCAACAGCAUAACUGUAAAAGCAAUGAGAUGGUGGAGGAGGUGGAGCAGACCAAAAUACGUCUCCUGAGAGCCUCUGUUGAAAGGCAGGAUCCCUCUUCCAAGGAAGUAGCUGACUUGACACUUAGAAGAUUUCUGCGGGCCCGUGAUUUAGAUAUCCAGAAAGCUUCUCUCAUGUUCCUCAAGUACCUGAAAUGGAGACAGGAAUUUGUUCCAAAUAGCUCCAUUUCUCCAUCAGAGGUGCCAAAUGAAAUUGCACAGAAUAAAAUGUUUCUGCAAGGAACAGAUAAGAAGGGACGCCCGAUAACGGUUGUUCUUGGUCGUAGACAUUUUCAAAACAAAGAAAGCCUAGAUGAAUUUAAGCGUUAUGUAGUCUGCGCUCUGGAUAAAAUAUGCGCAAGGAUGCCACCAGGAGAGGAGAAGUUUGUUGUGAUUGGAGAUCUUCAAGGUUGGGGAUAUGCAAACAGCGAUAUUCGAGGAUACCUGGCAUCUUUAUCCAUUUUGCAGGACUACUACCCUGAAAGACUAGGGAAGAUGUUCAUCGUGCAUGCACCGUACAUUUUUAUGGCAGUGUGGAAAAUUAUCUACCCUUUUAUAGAUAACAACACCAGGAAGAAGAUAGCAUUUGUGGAGAACAAGAAGCUGAAAUCCACUCUCUUAGAAGACAUCGAUGAGAACCAAAUCCCAGAGAUAUACGGAGGGCAGCUGCCACUAGUUCCAAUCCUCGACAGCUGACCAACGAACUAUCCGGUGGCACAGCCGGACAGAAAUAGAUGUGCAGAUAAAUUAUCCCUGAGCGAAAUGUCCGGCCCUGUAAGCUAGAACAACCCGCCAAUGAAAUGAACAUCUCCAUGUACUUGCUUGAAUCUCCUUGUCUUUGAAACUGUACUAAGCUAAAUGUGUGUGUGAAAUUUGCUCUCUCAGAGAGUGAGGAUGACUAUUGGCAUCGGUCAUUGUGUUGACGGUGGAGAUACCUCCAUUAAUAUAAUUUAAGCCAGUUUGACUCGAA
Molecule: messenger RNA, 1127 nt
Organism: Hevea brasiliensis (rubber tree)
Lineage: Eukaryota; Viridiplantae; Streptophyta; Magnoliopsida; Malpighiales; Euphorbiaceae
Exons: 5
Coding region: 101-853 (250 amino acids)
Source: RefSeq, a predicted model, not a curated record